Dichotomopilus funicola is the source of this 1647-nucleotide messenger RNA. RefSeq names its product nucleoside phosphatase family-domain-containing protein. Gene Ontology annotation, molecular function: hydrolase activity. The record is from RefSeq and is a predicted model, not a curated record. Bases 1 to 1647 code for a protein of 548 amino acids. Lineage: Eukaryota; Fungi; Ascomycota; Sordariomycetes; Sordariales; Chaetomiaceae. The transcript is spliced from 3 exons. Gene Ontology annotation, cellular component: Golgi apparatus. Gene Ontology annotation, biological process: protein N-linked glycosylation.
AUGCGACGCACGUCGGUAUCGCUGCCGACAAAACACAUCGCCUUUGAUCCGCACGAGAAACCCGAUCGAUACGAGAACCCGCGCGAGCAGAGCUUCAUCAUGAAAAUGCAGUCUGCCUGGGUUUCGCAGUCGCAGCGGUCGCGCUACAUUAAGACUGGCGCUAUCAUCUUUGCCGUGUUCUGUCUCUUUUACGUCUUCUCGCCUUCGGGCGUGGAUAUCUAUCGUGGAGGCAAACCGUCGUCCCAAGGCCAGACGCCGUCCGAUUCGUCCUACGGCACCGACCGAUGCACCAAGUCCUCCGGGGGCAAGCCAAUUGUACAAUAUGUGUCCAUGGUGGACGCCGGCAGCACGGGCUCGCGCAUCCACGUCUACAAGUUCAACAACUGCGGCGCUGCCCCCGAGCUCGAGGGCGAGAUUCUGUUCAAGGAGACCGAAAAAAUUGACGGCAAGAGCAGCGGACUGAGCGCGUAUAAGGACGACCCCGAGGCCGCCGCCAAGAGCCUUGACCCGCUCCUCGACGCUGCCCUCAAGGUCAUUCCCGAUGCCCUCAAGGGCUGCAGCCCGAUCGCCGUGAAGGCGACGGCCGGUCUGCGCUUGAUCGGCCCCGAGCGUAGCGGCAAGAUCCUCGAGUCCGUCCGGAACCGUCUGCACACCAAGUACCCGUUCCCCAUCGUCUCCAAGGAAGAGAAUGGCGUGGCCAUCAUGGACGGCUCGGACGAGGGCGUCUACGCCUGGGUCACGGUCAACUACCUCCUCGGCAAGAUUGGCGGCCCAGAUCAUAGCGAGACGGCGGCGGUUUUCGACCUCGGCGGCGGCUCGACCCAAAUCGUCUUCCAGCCCAGCUUCGAGGGCCUCACCUCGGGCGGCAUGCCGGACAAGCUGGCCGACGGUGAUCACAAGUACGAGCUCAGCUUCGGCGGCCAGCACUUCGACCUUUACCAGCACUCCCACCUGGGCUACGGCCUGAUGUCGGCGCGCGAAGCCAUCCACAGCACCCUCGUCAACGACAUCCACGAACAAAACAAGGCCGACACCACCUGGACCAAACAGCCCAUCAUCAACCCUUGCUUCGCCGUCGGCAUGUCCAAGACCAUCACCGUCAAGCUCGACGACAAGCACCCUCUCGGCGCCACCAUCGACCUCAACAUGACCGCCCCCUCCACCCCAGCCCCGGCCCAAUGCCGCCGCCUCGCCGAGCGCAUCCUCAAAAAGGAAGCCGAAUGCAAGCUCGCCCCCUGCUCCUUCAACGGCGUGCACCAGCCCUCCAUCGCCAAAACCUUCGCCCGCGAGGACAUGUACUUCCUCUCGUACUUUGCCGACCGCACCACCCCGCUAGGCAUGCCCGACUCCUUCACCCUGCGCGAGCUGUCCGAUCUCGCCCGCGCCGUGUGCGGUGGCGAGCGCCGCUGGGAUGUGUUUGCCAGCGUGCCCGGUGCGUUGGAGGAGCUGCGCGAUCGGCCUGAGCACUGCUUGGAUCUGAACUUUAUGCUGGCGCUGACGCAUACCGGGUAUGAGAUGCCGCUGGAUCGGGAGGUGCGGAUUGCGAAGAAGAUUAAGGAUAAGGAGCUUGGGUGGUGUUUGGGUGCUAGCCUGCCGCUGCUGUCCAAGGGCUCAGGCUGGGAAUGCCGGAUUACCGAGACGCAUUAG